Molecule: messenger RNA, 1561 nt
Organism: Lactuca sativa (garden lettuce)
Lineage: Eukaryota; Viridiplantae; Streptophyta; Magnoliopsida; Asterales; Asteraceae
Cellular component (GO): plasma membrane
Molecular function (GO): protein binding
Source: RefSeq, a predicted model, not a curated record
UAAGAAACAUCGUGGAAAGUCCACCUCCUUGUGGAACCAGUAUAUAACACCAUGUAAAGGAGUGUUUUAUCGAUAUCAGAAAAUAUGGAAGGAAAGCUUUACGAGGCAUCUUUGAAAGGCGACGUACAAGCACUCAAUGAACUACUCCAUCAAGACCAACUCAUCCUCGACAGACUCUCACUCACCGCCUUCAAUGAAACCCCCCUCCACAUCGCCACCAUGCGCGGCCAUCUCAAUUUUGCCACGGUGGUUCUGACCCAAAAGCCGAAACUUGCCAUGGCCUUAGACAGCCAAAGACGAACCCCACUCCACCUUGCCUCCGCCAAUGGCAACCUGGAGAUGGUGCAAGAACUUAUACGGUUAGGUAGUGGCGGCGUGUGUGGUUUUCAAGAUCAAGAUGGGUUAACCCCUCUUCAUUUGGCAGCCAUGAACGAGCAUUUGGAGGUUAUGAAGGCUCUGAUUCAGGCGAAUCCUCAAGCUGCUAAGGAGACGCCGGCGAGUGGAGAAACCAUCUUGCAUAUGUGUGUUAAUUAUAAUCGGAUUGAGGCGUUGAAAGUGUUGAUGGAGCUGUGGAAAGAAGAGGAGUUAGCCAAGAUCACAGAUCAUAAUGGAAACACUCUCUUGCAUGCUGCUUCUAUCAAUAAACAGAUACAGAUUUUAAGCUAUUUGCUGAGUAUACCAAGUAUCAAAGGUAAUGGAAAUGCUGUAAACAGACAUGGAUUAACGGCACUAGAUGUUUUAGAUCAAUCCCCGAAAGAUCUCAAAGGGUUUGAAACACAACAGAUUCUUAUGGAAGCCGGUGUUUUAAGAGCAAAUGGUCUUCGACCUCUCUCUAAGCCUUUACAACCAUCAGCAGUUCUCUCUCAGAUUAAACGAAAGGGUUUCUUAUCAAGAACAUGGGAUCGGUAUCUGAACGACGACAAACAAUGGCUGGAAAAGCAACGUGGGAUUCUAAUAGUUGCCGCCUUAGUGGUGGCGGCGAUGGCUUACCAUUCCGGUAUCAAUCCUCCCGGAGGGGCGAUUACUGACACCCAAAAUGGUCGGUAUUCUCUUGGAAACGCAGUUCAAACGGAAGUAGAUAUGGAUCAGUUCAACAGUUUCGUGAUGUAUAAUACAAUCACUAUGAUAUUUUCGUUGGGCAUAGUUGUUAUCUUGAUCACCGGAUUUCCUCUGAGAAACAAGUUCUUAAUGUGGGUGCUUACGCUUGGAACACUGUUCACGGUGGUGUUUAUGGUGGCUACAUAUCUGCAGUCGCUAGGGAUGAUGGCGCCAGAUGGGUAUGUGGAUGCGACGAGUGUUUGGGUUUGUUUGGUUUUGCUGUUGGGUUGUGGGAUCACCGCGUUGAUUCAUACCAUUUAUUUUGUUGUUUGGGUGGUGAUGAAGCUGUCAAAGCGCAGGAUGCCGGAGACCAAUGCAACAAGGAACCAGAGUGUGGCUGAAGUUUGAUUUAUUUAUCUAUUUAUUUAUUUAAUUCUUAGAUAAUAUGCCAUUUUUUUUUCUGUUUAGUUGACGUACACUUCAACCCUUUAAUUGUGAAAAUAUAUCAAGUUUGAUUUGUAUC